Pararge aegeria (speckled wood butterfly) is the source of this 1314-nucleotide messenger RNA. RefSeq lists its product as uncharacterized. Gene Ontology annotation, biological process: regulation of apoptotic process; apoptotic process. NCBI's taxonomy places the organism in Eukaryota, Metazoa, Arthropoda, Insecta, Lepidoptera, Nymphalidae. Bases 136 to 1314 code for a protein of 392 amino acids. The record is from RefSeq and is a predicted model, not a curated record. The transcript has 5 exons.
CGCUCGCCGGCGCACCGCGCCGCCACUUUCGCAACACAUACCUUUAAUCAGAAAAUAUUAAAACAUGAAACACUGUUGUAAACGGAAAGUGACUUUAAAGUGAACUUAAUAAGUGAGAGUGAGUGCACCGUGACAAUGAUAGUCGAUAUACAAGAGGAGGUUAGAGGGAAGAGGCCUUUUAAGAUAUGGGACAGUUCUCGAAACGUGAGGAAGGGGCUGGUGGUGACUAGCUUCGAAGAGCUCAUACACAGAGGCAAGGAGAAGUUGUCGGUGGCGGCAGGCGAGCCCGUGCGGCUCGUUCUCGAGAGCGACGGCACACAGGUAGAGGACGGCGACUACUGGCGCACUUUGCCGCCCAAUACCGUACUGCUGCUGCUGCGGCCGGGCGAGCGAUGGUACCCCACCGGCGUCGACGUCAUCAAGGCUGCUAUAUCGGCGAUUCCAAAAAUCGUGUGCGAGACGAUACACGCGCUCGAAUUACACGAUGAAACGCCUUCAUGGAAAAUCAUGGACAACAAGGGGCGAGUCACAGUGGUGCUGCACUGGGACCAGCGGCCGCAGGCGUCGCCGGCCGCGCGCUCGCCGUCGCGCGCCAAGCCCGACCGGCGGCCGUCGCUCGUGAUCCAGACGUCGGUGGAGCGGCCGCCGCCGCCGCACAUCACAGUGGUGAACCACGACGAGCCGCGUCGCGCGCGCGCCGCCUCGCUGGAGCAACACGUGCACACGGCCGACUGCCGCGCCGCGCCGCCGCCGCACGCGCGCACCGCCAGCGACGAGUGCGACUUCCACUGCUGCGCGCUGCACGAGGAGGGCCGCCGCAUCGCCGUGCACAAGAGUGUGGCCACGUCGCCCAUCCAGGACGCGCAGCCGCGCGCGUCGCCGCAGGGCCGGCCCAAGGGCCACGUGCGCUUCCUGGACGCCGAGUCGGCGCGGCGCGGCGAGCGCGACUCCUCCGAGAGCGAGACGGAGAACACGCUGGUGGAGGACGAGGCCGUUACCUCCGAGAAGUUCCUGUUGCUCAUCGACCAGCUAAGCGUGGAUCAGAAGCGACACCUCACCAUCAAGGACAUCGGCAUUAUUCUGGAGCGCCUCAGCUCCAAAAUCCUGGACGUGGAGCGGCUGGACCGCGAGUCGGAGUCGGACGACUGUUACAACUGGACCAUCAAGGCCACCAUCCGCGGCGACGCGCUGCGAGAGCUGGGCGUCAUCUACAACGGCAACUACUACGCCAUCAGCGAGCACCCCGGCUACCGGGAGGAGAACGAGGAGGCCGGCGACGAGGGCGAGGAGGAGGAAGAGGAGGACCGGCUCUGA